Drosophila yakuba is the source of this 405-nucleotide messenger RNA. RefSeq lists its product as uncharacterized. The coding region runs from base 153 to 317 and encodes 54 amino acids. Lineage: Eukaryota; Metazoa; Arthropoda; Insecta; Diptera; Drosophilidae. The transcript has a single exon. The record is from RefSeq and is a predicted model, not a curated record.
GGCAGCUGGGGUGGUCCACACCGCAGAUGUCCGCCUGUGUCUGCUCUGGCAUUGUUGGUUUCACUUUUUAGAUUUAUGCUUUUAGAUUUUAAUGAAAAGCCACAUUUAUGUAGAUGCCUCCGCACUUCCAGAAGUGAAAACCUAUAGACUAGAUGGUCGGGGGACUCAGCGAAGCCAGGGAGAGAUGCAAAUUUUGUGGUCCGGGGCUUGGGGCUGCCCAAUUUAAGCCCCAUAACUCAGACCGCAGCGUUGGAGAAAUUAGUUCAGGCCAGGGAGCUGCUCCUCGUGCUUAUCGAGCGUGGGAAUCAAAGAUUUGAUUUGUGACUAGGCUACAAAAAAUGGGGGAACUGCCUGCUAAAGUCUAGAAGGAUAUUCAAUUUAAACAAGAUCUGGCUAGAUAAAGUG